AUGGUUGGCAAUGGUCCACUAACUAAACAUUCACAUACUGAACAAGUUAUGAUGAUGCACACACUCAAGACAAAAUUACAAAAAUAUCAGGGAUUUGUUGAUAAAGCUUUUCAACUAAUUGAGCAAGGACCAGAUGAGCAAGUUUUUGAGGGCUGUACUAUAGCUACAAAAGUUAUGACCAAAGCUUGGGUUUUCCCAAAAAUUUCACAAGAUUUGGCUCAUUCUUUAUGUGACUAUUUACGUGAGCAAAAUUAUUUGGAAGUGUUGUUAGGGCUAUUUACACGCCCAACAAUUUCUGAUUCUGUCAGGCUAUGUUGUGGACGAGUCUUGGAGGAAUGCCUAACUGGGAGUAAUUGUGAUGCAUUAAUUCUAAAGGGAUUUUUGAAAAAAGUAGUGACUACAGCUGAAAAGUUGAAUAAAAACCAAGAACAACAACGAAUGUCACUUUCAUUGAUGGAGGCGCUUUUCAAACAUUCAAUUGAAACUACCAGCAAAUUAAUUGAUAUGGGUGUGAUUGAUCAUAUAUUGUUAACGUGUAAGAGAGCAACUGAUACACCGGGAACAUUAAGGCAUGCGGCAUUAGCUUUAUCCAACCUCACUCUUUAUUCUUGCCCAGAGGCUAAAAAGAAAUUAAUCCAGAAAAAACUGCCCGAUUGGUUAUUCCUUCUAGCAUCUCAGCGUGAUGAUAUUACUCGGUACUAUGCUUGUUUGGCUAUAUGUGUGCUUGGUUCUGCCUCUACCAAUUCUAAGGAAAUGGAAUUGGCAGUUGCCAAGUCUGGCACACUCACUCUUGUUGAACCCUUUUUGAUCUCUCACCAGCCAGCCAUUUUUGCACAAGAAGAUUACAAAAAUUCGCAAGGUCGGCCUAGGGAAUGGUUAGCUAGACUAUUACCAUUACUUGGAUCUCGUUGUAGAGAGGCGAAAAGCAUGGCAUCUUUUCAUCUUUGUGUGGAAGCAAUUACAAAAAAAGAACAACAAAAAUUGGAGGUGCUUGCCGAAAUUGGUGCGAUUCAGGCACUUAAAGAAUGUGCCUCAAGUCCAGAUGAGUUACCUGCCAAAUUCGCAAGUGAAGCACUUACUGUUAUUGGAGAGCAAGUGCCUUAUAAACUCUCACAACAAGUUCCAUGCUGGUCAAUUAAGGAUGUUCAAUAUUGGGUGGAAAAGAUUGGUUUUGGCACUUUUAGCCAAGCAUUUGCAGCUCACAUGGUGGACGGGGAUUUGUUGUUACUUUUAACAGAAAAGGAGUUGGAGGAGGACUUGGGAAUGCGUUCUGGUCUUCUUAGAAAAAGGUUUAUGCGUGAACUGGAGAGCUUAAAAAUAGCAGCAGACUAUGGGUUGCUUUCUGUUUACACUUAUCAAAUGUUGGGAAUGGGCCUUAAUAGAAACUUACUUCCCCAGCUAACUAACGAUUAUCGUCGUUCAACAGGGAACCAACUAGCCAGUUUAAUAAAAGUUCUGCUCCAAUUAAGAGGCUACAAAGUUUUUAUUGAUGUUGAUAAACUCUAUGCGGGCAAAUUCGAUUCUCACCUUCUCAAAAAUAUUCAAGCAGCAAAACAUUUCAUUUUGGUCCUAACUCCUCACUCCUUAGACAGAUUGCUCAAUGAUACAAAUUGUGAAGAUUGGAUCCACAAAGAAUUACAUUGUGCAUUUGAACAUGGCAAAAAUGUUAUUCCGAUUUUUGAUCAACAAUUUGAAUUCCCAGCUGUAGAAAGUGAAUUGCCAGAUGAUAUAAGGCAGAUAACCAGGUUCAAUGGUGUCAGAUGGGUACAUGAUUAUCAAGAAGCUUGUAUAGAUAAGGUGGAAAGGUUUAUCAAAGGAGAACUGAACAGAGUGCCGUCACAAUCACUAGCCUGUUCCAAAACCCCUGUUAAUGGUGGAGGUACUGUUUCCAUUGUCAAUCGACGUCCAUACAAAUUAGCUGGGCCUUCUUCUACAACAACAACUGUCAAUCCCGGUAGUAGACGUUGCUCACCUACUCCACCAAACAACGUUGUUAAUAAUGUACCUCCCAAAAUGCCACUUAGAAUGGGAGGAGAAAAGAGUGAAUUGAACAACAAUGUUGGAGGAACUAAUUCAGUUCGUUCAGUUCCUACUGAAAGAAGAAGGCCGAAAUUAUUCUCUUCAAUCAGUACUGUCGAAAUUGAGCGUUGA
Messenger RNA from Meloidogyne enterolobii, 2151 nucleotides. The record is from the annotation of a GenBank genome assembly. NCBI's taxonomy places the organism in Eukaryota, Metazoa, Nematoda, Chromadorea, Rhabditida, Meloidogynidae.